Ipomoea nil (Japanese morning glory) is the source of this 905-nucleotide messenger RNA. RefSeq lists its product as uncharacterized. The record is from RefSeq and is a predicted model, not a curated record. NCBI's taxonomy places the organism in Eukaryota, Viridiplantae, Streptophyta, Magnoliopsida, Solanales, Convolvulaceae. The transcript is spliced from 2 exons. Bases 474 to 896 code for a protein of 140 amino acids.
ACCUGACUAAAACUUUGUCUGAACAAGAUAAUUCUUGGGUGCGGGAGGAUGCACGUCUGUUUCUGCGAAUCCAGAAUUCUAUUAGUAAUAGUAUUGUUGGGUUGAUUAGUCAUUGUGCCUCCGUUAAGGAUUUGAUGGAUUAUUUGGAGUACUUGUACUAUGGGAAAGGGAAUAUCACUUGUAUUUAUGAUGUUUACAAGUCUUUUUACUGUGCAGAGAAAUUUUUUUUGUUUCUCGCUGCCUAUUUUAUAGAAUUUAAGAAAACAUAUGAGACACUUAAUAAUCUUAUGCCAUUCAUUGCGGACAUUAAGGAGCAACAAAAGCAAUGUGAACAAUUCGCUGUUAUGAGUUUUUUGGCAGGUCUCCCUUCUAAGUUUGACAUAGCUAGGUUAACUAUUCUUAGUAACUCUGAAAUUCCUACUUUGGCUGAUGUCCUCCCACAACUGAUUUGAUCGGAGCAAUCGCAACCAAGUAUGCAUGAAGUAACCAUCUCAUCAAGUAGUGCUCUCGUUGGUUGUCAUCCACACAAUGGGAAUGCUAGAAACUCUCAGGGGCACACUUCUAGCAGUAUUGUGUGUCAUUAUUGCCAUAAGCCUGGGUACAUGAAGAUGGAAUAUAGGAAGUGGUUGAGGAAUCGAGGAAAUUCAUCUGCCAAUGUUGCAUCUACACUUGAGGCAUUUUCCAAGUCGAUCAUGGUCUCUACUGAUGAGUUUGCCAAGUUCUCCCAGUACCAAGAAUCUCUAAAACAUUCAUCCUCUUCGGUCACUUCUAUUGUUGACUCAGGUAACACAACCACAUAUCUUCUUUCAUCCUCAUCCAAAUGGGUCAUAGACUCGGGUGCCACACAUCAUAUGAUUGGAUCUUAUGACGAAGAGGGUUAUUGGUAUGAGGCAUAGGUCUAGGGG